Oncorhynchus keta (chum salmon) is the source of this 356-nucleotide messenger RNA. RefSeq names its product ceruloplasmin-like. NCBI's taxonomy places the organism in Eukaryota, Metazoa, Chordata, Actinopteri, Salmoniformes, Salmonidae. The annotation marks the transcript as partial. The transcript has 2 exons. The record is from RefSeq and is a predicted model, not a curated record.
GAACGUGGACAGGGAGUUGUUCCUGCUGUUCUCUGUCAUGGAUGAGAACCUGAGCUGGUACCUUCAGAGAAACAUAGAGACCUAUGGAUCGGACCAGUCAGACCCAGACAACCAAGACUUUCAGGAGAGCAACAAUAUGCACGCGGUGAAUGGCUUCAUGUACGGAAACCUUCCAGGCCUGGAUAUGUGUUCCGGGGACAGGGUUUUUUGGUACACCUUUGGGCUGGGUACGGAGGUGGAUAUCCAUGGGGUGUACUGGGAGGGGAACACCUUCCAGAGACACGGUACUACCAGAGAUACACUCAGCCUGUUCCCCCACACCACCGCUGCAGUCAGCAUGCUGCCACACACACCUG